AGGCCGGGUGCCCCGACGCCCAGCGGGGGGGGCCCUGCACCGAGCAUGAGCCGCCAGCUCUGGAAGAAGAUGGCCGGCGCCGCCGUGGGACCCGGGCCGGCUCCGGCUCCGGCGCGCUGGGGCUCCAGCUCCGGCCCCGGGUGCGUCCCCAGCGACGAGCCGCCGCCGCGGCCAGCGCCCUCCUCGGAGGACGCGCAGCGGCGCCACAACCCGCUGCACAUCCAGAUGCUCUCCAGGGGCCUCCACGAGCAACUCUUCGGGCCCGGCGGGGAGCGGCCCGGCGAGGCCGCGGUGCGCCGCAGCGUCGAGCACCUGCAGAGGCACGGGCUCUGGGGGCAGCCCUCCGCGCCGCUGCCCGACGUGCAGCUGCGCCUGCCGCCCCUCUACGGGGGCGACCUGGACCAGCACUUCCGCCGCCUGGCCCAGAAGCAGAGCCUGCCCUACCUGCAGGCGGCCAGCUCGCUCUUGCAGGCCCAGCUGCCGGCCCGGCCCCCGAGCUGGGCCUGGGCGGAGGGCUGGACCCGGUACGGCCCCGCGGGGGAGGCCGAACCCGUGGCCAUCCCCGAGGAGCGGGCCCUGGUGUUCGACGUGGAGGUCUGCUUGGCCGAGGGAACUUGCCCCACGUUGGCGGUGGCCAUAUCCCCCUCGGCCUGGUAUUCCUGGUGCAGCCGGCGGCUGGUGGAAGAGCGUUACUCUUGGACCAGCCAGCUGUCGCCGGCUGACCUCAUCCCCCUGGAGGUUCCUGCCAGCGCCGGCGGCCCCACCCAGCGGGACUGGCAGGAGCAGUUAGUUGUGGGGCACAACGUGUGUUUUGACCGAGCCCACAUCAGGGAGCAGUACCUAAUCCAGGGCUCCCGCAUGCGCUUUCUGGACACCAUGAGCAUGCACAUGGCCAUCUCGGGGCUAAGCAGCUUCCAGCGCAACCUGUGGAUGGCCGCCAAGCAGGGCAAGCACAAGGCCCAGCAGCCUACAGCGCGAGGCCAGAAGUCCCAGGGCAAAGCCAAGGGCCCAGAGAUCUCGUCCUGGGACUGGCUGGACGUCAGCAGUGCCAACAACCUGGCCGACGUGCACAGCCUCUAUGUGGGGGGCCCCCCCUUAGAGAAGGAGCCUCGUGAACUCUUUGUCAAGGGUAGCAUGAAGGACGUUCGCGAGAACUUCCAGGACCUGAUGCAGUACUGUGCCCAGGACGUGUGGGCCACCUAUGAGGUUUUCCAGCAGCAGCUUCCACUCUUCCUGGAAAGGUGUCCCCACCCGGUGACUCUGGCUGGUAUGCUGGAGAUGGGUGUCUCUUACCUGCCCGUCAACCAGAACUGGGAACGUUACCUGGAGGAGGCACAGAGCACCUACGAGGAGCUGCAGCGGGAGAUGAAGAAGUCGCUGAUGGACCUGGCCAACGAUGCCUGCCAGCUGCUCUCGGGAGACAGGUACAAAGAUGACCCCUGGCUCUGGGACCUGGAGUGGGACGUGCAAGAGUUUAAACAGAAGAAGGCAAAGAAGGUGAAGAGGAAGGAGCCGACCGAAGCCAGCCAGUUGCCCACUGAGGGGGCCGGGGCGCCUGGGGAUCCCAAGGAUCAGGAAGACCCGGGUCCCCCCAGCGAGGAAGAGGAGUUUCAGCGAGCACUCUCAGCCCGCACGCGCCUGGAGCAGCUGAAGGGGACCACAGAACUCCUGCCCAAGCGACCCCAGCACCUUCCAGGACACCCUGGGUGGUACCGUAAGCUCUGCCCCCGGCUCGACGACCCUGCCUGGGCUCCGGGCCCCAGCCUCCUUAGCCUCCAGAUGCGAGUCACCCCUAAGCUCAUGGCGCUGACCUGGGACGGCUUCCCUCUGCACUACUCCGAGCGCCACGGCUGGGGGUACCUGGUGCCUGGGCGGCGGGACAACCUGGUCGAGGUCACAGCAGGCACUGCCCUGGCCCCAGCUGGGGCGACCUGCCCCUACAGAGCCAUCGAGUCCCUGUACAGGGCGCACUGUCUUGAACAGGGGAAGCAGCAGCCCCCGGAGCCACGGGAGGCCGGCCUGGCCGAGGAGUUCCUGCUCACCGACAGCAGCGCCCUGUGGCAGACGGUGGAGGAACUAGGCUGCCUGGAGGCGGAGGCGGAGGCCCCCUUGGAGGUCGUCCCAGCGUCACUUCCGGGCCCACCCCCAGCUCCGGUGAGCCAGACUGCCGCUGGCGGCCCCAAAGCCAGCCAGCCAGCCUAUCACCAUGGCAACGGGCCUUACCUGGAGGUGGACAUCCCUGGCUGCUGGUUCUUCAAGCUGCCUCACAAGGAUGGUAACAGCUACAAUGUGGGCAGCCCCUUUGCCAAGGACUUUCUGCCCAAGAUGGAGGAUGGCACCCUGCAGGCCGGCCCAGGAGGUGCCAGUGGGCCCCGUGCCUUGGAAAUUAACAAAAUGAUUUCUUUCUGGAGGAAUGCCCAUAAACGGAUCAGCUCCCAGAUGGUGGUGUGGCUGCCCAAGUCGGCUCUGCCCCGCGCGGUCACCAGGCACCUGGACUACGAUGAGGAAGGCCGCUACGGGGCCAUCUUGCCCCAGGUGGUGACCGCCGGCACCAUCACCCGCCGGGCUGUGGAGCCCACGUGGCUCACAGCCAGCAAUGCCCGGCCUGACCGCGUCGGCAGUGAGCUGAAGGCCAUGGUGCAGGCUCCCCCUGGCUAUGUCCUCGUGGGCGCUGAUGUGGACUCUCAGGAGCUGUGGAUCGCAGCGGUGCUAGGGGACGCCCACUUCGCCGGCAUGCACGGCUGUACGGCCUUCGGAUGGAUGACGCUGCAGGGCAGGAAGAGCAGGGGCACCGACCUGCACAGCAAGACAGCCACCACUGUGGGCAUCAGCCGCGAACACGCCAAGGUCUUCAACUAUGGCCGCAUCUACGGGGCAGGGCAGCCCUUCGCAGAGCGCCUGCUGAUGCAGUUCAACCACCGGCUCACACGGGAGGAGGCGGCCGAGAAGGCCCAGCAGAUGUACGCUGUCACCAAGGGCCUCCGCCGGUACCGGCUGUCGGAGGAGGGGGAGUGGCUGGUGCGGGAGCUGGACCUGCCCGUGGACAGGACCGGGGACGGCUGGGUUUCCCUGCAGGAUGUGCGCAGGAUCCAGAAAGAAGCUUCAAGGAAGUCUCGCAGGAGGAAGUGGCAGGUGGUUGCUGAGCGAGCGUGGUCGGGGGGCACGGAGUCGGAGAUGUUCAACAAGCUGGAGAGCAUCGCCACGUCCGCCGCCCCGCAGACCCCGGUGCUGGGCUGCCGCAUCAGCCGGGCCCUGGAGCCCUCGGCCGUCCAGGGGGAGUUUAUGACCAGCCGCGUGAACUGGGUGGUGCAGAGCUCCGCUGUGGACUACCUGCACCUGCUGCUUGUGGCCAUGAAGUGGCUCUUCGAGGAGUUUGCCAUCAACGGGCGCUUCUGCAUCAGCAUCCACGACGAGGUCCGCUACCUGGUGCAGGAGGAGGACCGCCACCGCGCCGCUCUGGCCCUGCAGAUCAGCAACCUCCUGACCAGGUGCAUGUUCGCCUACAAGCUGGGUCUCAACGACCUGCCUCAGUCCGUCGCCUUUUUCAGUGCGGUUGACAUUGACCAGUGCCUCAGGAAGGAAGUGACCAUGGAUUGUAAAACCCCUUCCAACCCAACCGGGCUGGAAAGGAGAUACGGGAUUCCCCAGGGUGAAGCGCUGGAUAUUUACCAGAUAAUCGAACUCACCAAAGGCUCCUUGGAAAGACGCAGCCAGUCUGGACCAUAGCUCUGCCCAGAGGCGCCGGAUUUGCUCCCGUGGAGCUUCGUGGGGCGGCGCA
Molecule: messenger RNA, 3778 nt
Organism: Talpa occidentalis (Iberian mole)
Lineage: Eukaryota; Metazoa; Chordata; Mammalia; Eulipotyphla; Talpidae
Gene: POLG
Product: DNA polymerase gamma, catalytic subunit
Exons: 22
Coding region: 46-3726 (1226 amino acids)
Biological process (GO): mitochondrial DNA replication
Cellular component (GO): gamma DNA polymerase complex; mitochondrion
Molecular function (GO): 3'-5' exonuclease activity; DNA binding; DNA-directed DNA polymerase activity
Source: RefSeq, a predicted model, not a curated record